AGUGACUGUUGCUGGUGUCUAUCUUAUGUUUCGUUUUAGAAUGUGAGCCCUUUGGGGACAGGGAGCCAUCUUAUUUAUUUGUUAUUUCUCUGUGUAAACCGCCCUGAGCCAUUUUUGGAAGGGCGGUAUAGAAAUUGAAAUAAUAAUAAUAAUAAUAAUAAUAAUAAUAAUAAUAAUAAUAAUAGUGCAGAUUUUGGUAUUAAGCCUAAGGAUUUCUGUUUUGGGGUUUUAUGAACAGAUUUCUAGCUCUUGUCACAGAAUCUCUUCAUUCAUCCAAAUAAUCGGUACAGUGUACCUAAAUAUACAGGAAAUGACAGUGUGUUGUCUAGCUAUGCCCCUGCUGUUGAUGUGCUCUGUGUCCAUGCCCCCACCCCCGCUGUCUCUGUUUCAUUGCUUGCCUCUGCAAACAAAUGCUGAACCCAAAGAGAGCAGUGGGGGUUGGCGGCCGGCCAUGGAGCAUGACUAGCUGACUCCCAUUUCCCCUAUACCUAGCUACACCAUGCCCACUUUUGGAAUGACUGAAGAAAGCAACCAAGAGCCUUAGCAGUACCUGAUGAAAUCUCAGAAGUGAGAAUGGUUGGAGAUAGCCAGGGGACUGGGCUUCAGAGCCCAGCUGUCAUUUUCCCCUCACUUGUUUUGACCAGUGGAGCCAAAAACAUUUAUAUAGAUGGAACAAUUGAAAUGUAUUAGAAUUAACUAGGGUAAUUGCACAGGCAGAAGAAUCCAGCUUUUGGGAAGGGGCAGAAUUCAGAAUUGGGAAUAUUGGGGUAAGCAUUGACAAAUAAUACGAUUUUACACUUAAAAUGUCAGCAAUGCACUACUAGUUGCUGACUUAGAAGGCUCAGACGGUGUCUUUCCGUUCUCAGUUGAGCAACUAAGCAGAUAGCAGAAGCAUAGAAAGUAUUCAGGGGGGAAACAAAUCUUUUUCCUCAGCAUUCCCUGCAAUCAGCAUGGAAAGCCAGCCAUGCAGACCUCACAUCCUGCUGGUCACAUACCAGUCUCUGUCAGUCUUGCGGACCAUCAAAAACCAGUAUAGACUAUAUAACUCCAUAUGGACUUGAAACAGCACUUCUAGACCCUGAAGUUAGAAUCAUCUGGCAGCUCCACUGUAUGUGUACCAAAUAUUCUUAACUGAUUCAGAGAAAGGAGUUAAAUACAUGACCUAACCAAGAUUCUUUAUAAUCAACAAUGCAUUUUAAAUGAUAAACAAUGCUUGUUUUUCUUGAAAAAGAAAAAUCCCAGAAAGCUUGUAUUGUAUUACAUGUUACAGAAUGCAUUGAAUGCUUGGCUUACAGCUGAACAUUUUUCCUAAUGAUACUUUUAUCUGGCUAUUGCAAGCAGCCAGCGCUUCCCAUUUUUGUAGUCCACAUCCAGUAGUAGCAUCUAUUGUAUUGGGAUUAAACAACCACGUGACCUGCUUGACAAUCAGCCGUAAUUAUCCCACCCCGCUAGCCUUCUAUUCACAGUGAAUCAGGAUGCAGACACAUGUGACAAAGAAGAGGCUCGGCUGAGUCCUUAAUCACUUUCCACACUGGCAAGAGAAAAGUCAAGGCUGCACUGUAAAAAAACCCAAACUGGCUCGUUAUUAAUGGUCUGGUUUGAAGAAACAGUCCAGUAAUUUAAUAUGCAGAAAGUAAUCUGUGUGUCUGCUGAACUGUAACGCCUUGGGUGAAUAAUUUUAAAUGUGGGUGUAUUUGGUUGUUACACUUUUCUCAGAUAUGUUUUCUGGACAAUCACCCUCAAGGCCCUCAGAAGUGGCAAAAGAGAAAACAAAGAAGACAAAGACAAAACAAAAGCUCAAGACUGAAACUUUGUUGAACUUUUGAACUGAAUGUUUGGGAAGUAUUUUUUCCCCUAAACCAGAUGAUUUUGGAUUAUAUAUGUAUCUCUACUUUCUAGGACUUGAAUUAUAUACUAGUGUAAAGAGCUUCAUUAAAGUUCCAGUACUACUGCUUCAUUGCUGGGAAUAAUAUAUGGGGGAAAUGGACUGUUUGGCCUUUUACUCUGAAAAGCAGUGCUUUUCAGAAUUAUUUGACUCUACUGAAGAAGAGGAGAUGGAAGAGGAAAAAAUGGUGAGAUAUGCAGAAGAUUUAGAGAUUAAUCCUUUUGACAGACUGCCAUACUCUUCCCGUUACUACAAACUGCUCAAAGAAAGAGAGAAACUUCCUAUCUGGCAAGUGAAAUAUGCUUUCAUGGAAAGUCUGCAUCAUCAUCAGGUUGUGAUUAUUUCAGGGGAUGCCAAAACUGGCAAGAGUUCGCAGGUGCCUCAGUGGUGUGCUGAAUUUUUGCUUCCUGACCAUUUUCAACAUGGAGCAAUUGUAUGCACGCAAACACACACACAAACAGCAGUAUGGUUGGCAUUACAAGUAGCUGAUGAGAUGGACGUCAAUAUUGGUCAUGAAGUGGGUUAUAUGGUCGCAUGCGAGAACUGUUGCAGCAGUGAAACUAUCCUGAGAUAUAGUACAGAUGACAUGCUACAGAGAGAAAUGAUGUCCAACCCCCUUCUGACCAAUUACGGAAUCAUCAUUUUAGAUGACGUACAUGAAAGAACUGUCCCAACAGAUGUAUUACUUGGACUUCUUAAAGAUGUGUUGAUAUUAAGACCAGAGCUGAAGCUAAUUAUAAUGGCAUCUCCUCAAACAUCUAGCAAACUUCAGGCAGAUUAUGACUGUGUCUCUCUCAUAAAGGUGGAAAGCAAAUACCAGACUGAAGUUGUGUAUACAUGUGGCAUUCAGGAAGAUCAUUUCCUAUCUGCAUUAAAGCUGCUUUUUGAGAUUCAUAAUUCCAAAGAGAGAGGUGACAUUGUGGUCUUUCUAGCCUGUGAACAAGAAAUUAGAAAAGCCUACCAGAUUAUUCAACAAGAGGGACCUAAUUUAAAUCCUGAUCUUGGUGAAUUGGUCCCUAUUCCUCUCUAUCCCAGUGGAAGAGAGAAAAUCCUCAUGCCAAAUAAAGAAAAGCCUUGCCAAAGUUACAGAAGGAAGGUGCUGCUAACCACAAGCUUUGGGGAAUCUUUGGUUUGGAUUAAAACUGUGGCCUUUCUUAUAGAUACAGGGAUAGAGAGAAGAAAGGUAUACAAUCCUCGAAUCAGAGCAGACAUGGCUGUGAUACAGCCCAUUAGCAAAAGCCAAGCUGAGAUGCGUAAGCAAAUUCUGGGCAUAUCUUCAUCAGGCAAGUGUUUUUGUCUCUACCCUGAAGAAUUCUCACACAAGGAAAUGAAGCCCUUUCCACCAGUCAGAAUUCAGGAAUCCAGCCUGACCAGCUUGGUUCUUUUUCUAAAAAGGAUGGAUAUAGCAGGCCUAGGCCACUGUGACUUCAUUGAUAGGCCAGCUCCUGAAAGUCUCAUGCAGGCUUUGGAAGAACUGGAUUACUUGGCUGCUCUCGACAAUGAUGGAAAUCUUUCAGAAUUUGGAAUAAUAAUGUCAGAGUUUCCUGUGGAUCCACAGCUGUCAAAGGCUAUUUUAGCUUCCUGUGAAUUUGACUGUGUAGAGGAAAUGCUUACCAUUGCUGCCAUGGUAACAGCUCCUGGUUGUUUUUUAAAUCCGCCGCAGGGAACAGAGGAGAUUGCAAUCGCUUGCUGGCAAAAAUUCCUACAUCCUGCAGGAGAUCAUUUUACCCUUAUCAAUGUGUACAAGGCUUACAAGGAAGCUUGUACAAACUCCACAAGCCAUUACUAUGAUAUUGAAAAGUGGUGUCAAGAUUAUUUUCUAAACUGCUCUGCAUUAAAAAUGGCGGAAGCCAUUAGAGCUGAAUUGGAUGACAUUAUGAGACGAAUUGAACUUCCCAUUUCAGCACCUGCUUUUGGAUUGAAAGAAAAUGUAUUGAGGAUAAAGAAAGCUCUCUUAUCUGGUUACUUUAUGCAAAUUGCUCGUGAUGUGGAUGGCUCUGGAAACUACUUAAUGUUGACACAUAGGCAAGUAGCUCAACUUCACCCCUUGUCAAUAUAUUACAAUACCAGGAGGAUCCCCGAGUGGGUUGUAUUCCAUGAAUUUCGGAUAGCUGAAAACAACUCAAUAAAAAUCACCUCAGCAAUAUCACCUGAUCUAUUUGUGGAGCUGGCACCUCAAUACUAUUUUAGUAAUCUACCUGCUAGUGAGAGCAAGGCUAUUCUGCAGGAAGUAAUCAGCCAUUUAUCACCCAUUUCAGCAACAAACAAGGAACAAAAACCACAUGGUGAAGACAGAGAAUAUGAAAAAUGCCCUCAAACAACUGCUGAGCAACGUUGCAUUAUUCAAUGAGUUUCCUAGACAAAACUAUAUUGAAGUAUACAUAACUUUGUACAUCAGCCUUUAUAAUAUGAUAUGAAAAAUCACAGCUUUUUAUUAAUAAUUUUAAAUUUGAAACUUUUAAAUUUUUUAAUGUGGUUUCAGCCUGGUCUUUUAACUGGUUUAACUUUAUUAAUAUUUUAUUUUACAUCGUAUCUAUUUUAUUAAUGUUGUGAGGUGCUCUGAGCAGUAGUGUACUAGAUGGGCAGGGUAUAACUAUUUUAAAUAAUAAAUAAAUAAAAUGUGCAGGUAUUUACAGCCAAACAGUCACAAGA
Molecule: messenger RNA, 4537 nt
Organism: Hemicordylus capensis (graceful crag lizard)
Lineage: Eukaryota; Metazoa; Chordata; Lepidosauria; Squamata; Cordylidae
Gene: DHX32
Product: DEAH-box helicase 32 (putative)
Exons: 11
Coding region: 1974-4235 (753 amino acids)
Cellular component (GO): spliceosomal complex; intracellular anatomical structure
Molecular function (GO): RNA binding
Source: RefSeq, a predicted model, not a curated record